ACACACAGAGAGAGAGAGAGAGAGAGAGACUAUCAAGAUCACAACCACCACCACCACCAUCAUCAUCAGCCGGCCCAUCAUGGCGUCCCAGUGGAAUGUGUACGAGAGUUUUCAAGCCUUAUUGCAGGCUGGCCCGUACCACCUGGCCCUGGAGGGUGUCCUGGUGGCGUGUAUCCUGUGGCUGUUUACUGCCAAGAAAAAGCCUUCAAAAUCAGUGCGACUCACUCUAAAGGAGGAGGAGGAGCUGCUAAUGGAUUGGAACCCAGAGCCUUUGGUCCUCCACCCUCCCCCGGAUGACCACCCAAGCCUCCACCCGCGCACUGUCUAUGGCAAGCUCAGCAAGUACACAGACAUUGGCAUUGGAACACCUCUACUUAACUUGUCCACACAAAGCUUCCUGGGUCUUGGCGAGAGAGAGGAGGUGCUGGAGGGGGCCCUGUCUUGCCUCCACCAGUACGGCGUGGGUUCCUGUGGUCCCAGGGGCUUCUACGGGACUACUGAGGUCCAUUUACAGCUGGAGGACAGACUGGCGCGCUUCUUCAACACGGAGGCGGCCAUUUUGUAUGCCUACGGAUUCAGCACCAGCGCCUCGGCCAUCCCUGCCUAUGCUAAGAACGGAGACAUCAUCUAUGCGGACGAGAUGGUGAACUUUGCCCUCCAGCGUGGUCUACAGGCGAGUCGGAGCAGGAUUGUGUAUUUUCGCCACAAUGAUGUCGACCAUCUGGAGAAACUACUGAAGGUGCAGGAGGUGGAGGAUGCCAAGGACCCCAAACGCGCCAACGCCACUCGGAAAUUCAUCGUAGCCGAGGGAAUUUAUCUUAAUACUGGGACACUGUGUAACCUGGCGGGGUUGGUAGCACUGAGGCAGAGGUACAAACUGCGGCUGUUCCUGGAUGAGAGUGUGUCCUUUGGUACGCUGGGGCCACACUGCAGGGGUGCCACGGACCACUUCAAUGUGCAGAUAAAGGAGGUGGACCUGCUGAUGGGAACCCUGGAAGGAGCAUGUGGAGGGGCCGGCGGAUUCUGUGUAGGGACGAAUUUUGUAGUGGAACAUCAAAGGCUUUCCGGAUUAGGCUAUUGUUUUUCAGCCUCUCUUCCUCCUAUGCUGGCUGCGGCUUCGAUCAAGGUGAUUGAUGUGUUUGAGAGAGAGGGGCCAGAUUUGGUGGAGGGUCUACAACGCACCUGCACGCACACACACAACGCACUCAAAGCUGCCCUGCCUAAAACUGUGGAUGUGGAGGGUGCUGCCAUUAGCCCCAUUAAACAUCUCAGGUUGACGCAAAGCUCUGUGGAAGACAAAGAAGAAGAAGAGGAAGAAGAAGAAGAAGAAGAAGGAGGAGGAGGAGGAAGAGGAGGAGGCCAUAUUGAGGAAGGUGGUGGAGGAGGCACAGCAGGAGGGCGUAGCUUUGACAGUAGCAGCAUAUCUGAGGCAACAGGAGCGGCGCCCCCCCCGUCCGUCUAUCCGUGUGUCUGUCAGCGCCAACCUCACGGAGACAGAGAUUGAUAGAGCUGCCUCUGCCAUCGCUAAGGCGUUUGAGAGGGUGUUGGGGUGAGAGAGAGAGAGAGAGAGAGAGAGAGAGAGAGAGAGAGCACAAAACUUAUUUAUAGAUUAAACCAAAUAUAUAGAACACACACACACACACACACACACACACACACACACACACACAUUAAUGCCGUGCCUGUAAGAUUUAAGAAUAUAUUUGAGUGUUUUUCUUCCAAUCUGAUUUUUUUACUUAAUUUCUCUGGUGUGAUGUUCAAAUAUAAUAAAAUAGAUCAAUA
Portunus trituberculatus (swimming crab) is the source of this 1782-nucleotide messenger RNA. RefSeq names its product serine palmitoyltransferase 1-like (gene Spt-I). The record is from RefSeq and is a predicted model, not a curated record. The transcript has 11 exons. Lineage: Eukaryota; Metazoa; Arthropoda; Malacostraca; Decapoda; Portunidae. Gene Ontology annotation, molecular function: pyridoxal phosphate binding; serine C-palmitoyltransferase activity. Bases 80 to 1504 code for a protein of 474 amino acids. Gene Ontology annotation, cellular component: endoplasmic reticulum. Gene Ontology annotation, biological process: sphingosine biosynthetic process; ceramide biosynthetic process.